AUGGCUGUCGUCAUGAGGUUCUUUCGGCUGCUUAAGCGGGCUUGGCAAAAGAUUACUUCCUGGGUUUUCUUCUGGAGACGCAAAACUAAGUUAACCGUCACGGGGCGCUCUGGCUCCAAGAAGUGCGCAGGGAGGGAGGCAGAGGAGACUUCCAAGACAACUGAGACGUUCAAGUUGGUCCCGUCCCUCGGAGAGGCCACGCUCCCCGAGCUGGAUGAGUGUCGCAAGCUGGCUGAGCCCUGCGUGCUGGCCAAGGCAAUAGGCGGGACCGAGCUGGAGCCGGGCCGCGAGGGCCCAUCUUUCCUGCGGCUGCCCCAGACAGCUGUCCGGUCUGUCUCCACGCUCAUGGUCUCUGCCCUGCAGACUGGAUGGCAGAUGUGCAGCUGGAAGUCAUCCGUGAGUUCUGUCUCCAUCGCCUCCCCGCUGAGGACCCAGUCCCCUCUGGAGACGCUACAGGCCGAAAUGCUGUGGGAAAUGUACCUGGUGCUGCUGGCCAUUCGGAAACAACUGCGGCUGCUGGCGCGCAGGCAGGAGAGGCGUAGGCGGCGCCACGUCCGGGCCCACACGUCCCCCCAACCCAGCCCGGUUCAGUGCCUGAAAUUGGACGCCCGAAGUCCCCUCUAGGGGGGACCCCGGGUCCUCAGAGAGCCCCCACCUCACGUUUAGGCAAAGCCGUUAGGAGGGGCCAGGGCGUAGGGCGGCCGGCCAGAAGCUGUGGGCGAGGAGAUAUCUCACACUGUCCCCUCUCCCUGGGAGUCCAAGACCAGGUCUGCCGUCC
Molecule: messenger RNA, 778 nt
Organism: Carlito syrichta (Philippine tarsier)
Lineage: Eukaryota; Metazoa; Chordata; Mammalia; Primates; Tarsiidae
Gene: SPACDR
Product: chromosome unknown C7orf61 homolog
Exons: 3
Coding region: 1-624 (207 amino acids)
Source: RefSeq, a predicted model, not a curated record